Molecule: messenger RNA, 3261 nt
Organism: Cylas formicarius (sweet potato weevil)
Lineage: Eukaryota; Metazoa; Arthropoda; Insecta; Coleoptera; Brentidae
Gene: DNAlig4
Product: DNA ligase 4
Exons: 2
Coding region: 683-3244 (853 amino acids)
Biological process (GO): DNA biosynthetic process; double-strand break repair via nonhomologous end joining; nucleotide-excision repair, DNA gap filling
Cellular component (GO): DNA-dependent protein kinase-DNA ligase 4 complex; DNA ligase IV complex
Molecular function (GO): ATP binding; DNA ligase (ATP) activity; DNA binding
Source: RefSeq, a predicted model, not a curated record
CUAGAAGAAGAAUUGAAAAAAAGAAGAUUUGUACUUUCCAAACCAAAGACAAUAAUGAUUAUUAGCGCCAUUUUCACUUUUUGUCAAUUUCUGCUUGGGAUAUUUUAUUUAAAAGCAAUCAUUUCGGAAUUUCUGAACCCAAAAAAGCACAUUUAAUAUAAACGCAUUGGGGAAGCAAAGUAUAAUUUCCAUAAUAUCCAAACUAAUUUCCUUAUUAAUGAGCUAUCUCUAAAGUAAUCUAAAUGUAUGUUUCGUACAACCUAGAAUUCUUGAAAUCUGGCUUCUUAGGUUGUUCGAAAAUAAUAAAAUAAUCUCUGUUCACAAGAACCAUUACCUUGGUGCGUUAUUCAAUUUUUCCAAUAAAUAAGUGAUCCGGCAUAAAUCAGGCAAAAAAUAAACGACUGUUUACAUUAUGUUUCGUAUUUUUUAAGUUUAACCUAAAAAUAAAUAGAAGAGAACAUUUAACGGUCCAUUAAAAAAACGCUGUUUAAAGACUUCCAAUUAAUUUGGAAGCUAAAUAACGAAGGUGCAUAGGCCCUUAAAUUCUCAUACAACUAUUUGUAGUAACAGAAAAGACCGCAGGUCGCGGCAUCAAAUUAGAGUAAUUUUUUUCAACGGGAAAAUCGGACUUUAGACGUGUUUUUUGCAUAUUUGCUUCCGCAAAGGGUGGAAAGAUGUUCUAAUGGAUUUUAAAGAUCUUUGUCAUUUUUUCGAAGCUGUAAAAGCAAAUGUAGGUGCCGAAAAAGCCCUUACCAUUAAACAGUUUUUUGAGAAAUGUCGCGAAACGUUGGAUCGAGAACAAAUUUUUUUAGUUUUGCGUUUAGUUGUACCAAAAUUGGACAGAGAACGUCAAAGUUACAACAUGAAAGAGUCCAGAGUUGCGAAAGUUUUAGUUAAAAUGUUAGCAUUACCUUCUGGUAAUGACAAAAAUAUCCUAUUAAAAUCAUACUUGAUGUCUGGACAGGCAAGUGAUUUUGGUGAUGUCGUUUACUCAGUAAUAAGAAAAUAUUUAUCAAACUGUAAAACCAUAUUAACAAUUGAUGAACUGAACUCUAAUUUGGAUCGAUUAGUGAAUAGAAGGAAUGAAAUGGAGGCAGAAGAUAUAUUAAUACGUUUGUUUCGGAAGUGUUCUGCAGAAGACACCAAAUGGAUAAUAAGAAUAGUACUAAAGGAUUUAAAAUUAGGGAUUCAUGCUAAUAAAAUUUUAAAUAAUUACCACAGAGAUGGAGCAGCCUAUUUUUGCAGUAACAGUAGCCUAAAGAAGGUAUGCGCAGUUCUAUAUGAUCAAAAUGUGAAUCUUCAUGAGUUAGAUAUUGAAAUAUUCGAAGCAUUUAGGCCCAUGUUAUCAAAACGAGUUGAUGGAGCUUCGUUUAUAAAAGAUUUUCAAGAAAACAAACUGUACUAUGUGGAAAAUAAAUUUGAUGGAGAGCGCUUUCAGCUGCACAUGGAAAACAAUUGUUUCAAAUAUUUUUCUCGAAAUGGAUUUGAUUAUACAGCCACGUAUGGUUCAACACAUGAUGAUGGUAUGUUCACGCCAAAGCUUAAGGAUCUUUUCCAACCAUUUGUCAAAAAGGUAAUUUUAGAUGGAGAAAUGAUGCUGUGGAAUAGAUACACAAAGACAUUUGGUUCAAAAGGAAUGACCUUCGAUGUUAAGAAGCUCAAAAUAGGAGGAAAAUAUCAGCCAUGUUUUUGCAUAUAUGAUAUAAUCCUGCUUAAUGAGAAUGUUCUUACCAAUAAGCCUUUAAAGCAAAGAGUAUCAAUUUUGAAGAAAAUAUUCAAAACAUUAAUACUUGGUACAGUAAUGUUAAGUCAAAUAAGAGAAGUAAGUACUUACCAAGAAAUAGUUAAUGAGUUGAACUCAGCAGUAGAAAAACAAGAAGAAGGAAUUAUAGUAAAAGAUCCAAACUCACUUUACCGAUACAGUGAUCGUGUAAGUGGUUGGUUUAAAAUGAAGUUGGAAUAUUUUCAAGAUACCAUGAAUGAUCUAGAUUUAAUUCUGAUGGGCGGAGUUUAUGCAUCCAGCACAUCAAAUCAAUUAAAUUCCUUUAUUGUUGGCAUCAGAUCUGGAAAUACUGACUUGGGAAUGCCUCUUUUCAUAUCUUUUGGGAAAGUUAGUAGUGGGUUAAGUGAUGAGGAGUUGGAGUUUUUGAAUAGAAAAUUGAGAACCGAAGGCAAGUUAUUUGAUAACACCCAUGGACCUAAUUUGAUAUUUGGUAAGGAGGUUCCAAAUUAUUUGAUUGAACCAGAAAAAUCAUUAAUAUUUGUUGUUCGAGCUAGCGAGUUAGUUAGGUCAAAUGAUAAUGCAUAUAAAACACCAUACAGUUUUCGUUUUCCGAGAGUUUUAAAAAUUAGGGAUGAUAAGCCAGUGCAAGAUUGUUUGGAUAUUAAUGAACUGCUCCAAUUGUGUAAUAAAAACCAGGCCGUGAUAAAAUUAAAUAAAAGGUAUAUCGAGUUAGAAGACAUAACGCAGACUAAACAAAGAACUAUAAAAAGAAAAAAAGUAGACAUACCAACUUUUACUGAUUCCAGAAAAAUAUCAGAUUUGUUGGAAAACUACAGAAUCUAUGUUCAAAAUGGAGAUGACAAAAUGAGUAAGGAAGAUAUUGAAGCAUUAAUCCGUAGGGCUGGUGGCACCAUAACUUAUAAGUUAGAUAGUACAGUAGAUAUUGUGUUGGCACCAGCCUAUAAUCAAAAAAUUAAAGAAUUGACAAAGCACAGAAAUAAUUAUGACAUCAUAAGUACAGAUUGGUUACAAAGAGUUUUAACCGAAGGGGACUUAGUUGGUUAUGAAACCACGGAAAUAUAUGGACUAGGCACUAGUAUAAAAAACACUUUAUCUGAUGAAUUUGACAUUUUUGGGGAUAGUUUCACCCAAGAGGCUACUGUGGAAUCUCUCAAACAUUGUUUUAAGCUUAUGGAUAACUUGCAGGAUGUGCCAAAUUUUUAUGGCAUGAUUCAGGUUGAAGGCGUUAAAAAUUUUUAUAAUUUCACUGCAUAUUUUGAUAAAUAUAGUAUUGUCAAUGAUUCAAAUUCUGUAAUCAUAUAUGAAUCAUUUUUGGAUGAAGUAGAAUUUAAGUUUUAUAAUGGAAGAGUAUGUUCAUCUAUAAUGUCAGAAACUAAUCUGAUAAUAUUUAAGCAGGGAAUGAAUCGUGAAAACAUUAUCAAGCAAUAUUUAGUAUCAGUUGGAAGAAACAAUGUUUUGGUUGUUCCAAGUGACUUUAUAUAUACAAAAGGUGCUGAUUGAAUAUGAAUAUCAUAUUU